This is a messenger RNA of Cuscuta campestris, 935 nucleotides long. NCBI's taxonomy places the organism in Eukaryota, Viridiplantae, Streptophyta, Magnoliopsida, Solanales, Convolvulaceae. The record is from the annotation of a GenBank genome assembly.
AUUACGGUUUGCCCAAGUUUUCUCUUCUAGGUUAUGAUGACUGGAAUAUCAUGAUGGAAGCACACCUUUACGCCCUGCAUGAUUGCAUGUGGAUGGUGCUUGAAGAAGGGCCCUUGAAGAUUUAAAUGGAGAAUCCAAAGAGUGAUUCAAACAAUCUAGACGUAGUCAAGUACAUCCCAAAGCCCAAGGACAAAUGGGAUGACAGAGAUUGCAAAAAGCACAAUCUGGACAACGUCGCCAAGGCAGUCAUCUUCAAGACACUUGAUCUCAUCACCUUUUCCAAGAUCAAGCAUCUCAAGACUGCCAUGGAAAUAUGGCAAGGUCUUGGGAAGCUGUGUGAAGGAUCAGAAGAUUUGAGAAAGCAGAAGAUUGAAGUUCUACUUGAGAAGUUUAAAAGCUUCAAAAUGCUUCCCGAAGAAUCAUUUGACUUGCUGGAUGAAAGAUUCCACAAGAUUCUAAAUGAUCUUGCAUCACUUAACCACGUUCUCUCUCCCAAAGAGAAGAGCAUAAGGUUGCUUAGAUCUCUUCCGGUUGAGUGGUACACCAAAGCCACAACAAUGGAAGAAAGAAGGAACCUGGAGAACUACACUGUCCAAGGACUCCUCGACGAGCUCAGGACCUAUGAGCACGAGCUGGAGAAGAAAAAAAAAGAGGAACAAGCCACUCCUUAUCCCACAGCGCUGAUGACAAAAGUCAGAGUCACAACGAGUGAAGGAACUUGUCCAAAGAGCUGUGACACCCCCUCCACCAGCCAGCAGCCAAGUUCAAAGGCAGAGAACUUGGAAGAGGAAAUCGCUAUGAUGAUCAAGCAAUUCCGGAAGUUCAAGAAGUUCUUCAAUCAGACUGACUCCACCAGAAGACCGUCCAAGGGAAAGCUACAGGUAAGUAAUUCUCCCCCCUGAAUCUUAUCUGUGUUAUAACUGCAGGAAACCUGG